AUGGCGUAUUUCCUAAAGGGACAGAUGUACUACGAAGAGGUGGGGUGGUAUGAGGAAGCAUUAAUACAAUUUGAAAGAAUCAAGGAUACGGAUUUUCAAGCUAUGUAUCAGCUUGGUGUGAUGCAUUACGAUGGACUAGGCACGAAAGAAGACCCGGAAAAGGGAGUGGAAUACAUGAAGAAAAUAAUCAACUCUGAUUCUCUAGAUGCAAAACACUUGAAGUUUGCAGCUGCCUACAAUCUUGGUAGAGCUUAUUAUGAAGGAUGUGGUGUUAAGCAGUCAACUGAAGAGGCUGAAAGACUGUGGCUUAUUGCUGCCGAUGAUGGGAAUCCAAAAGCAAGUGUAAAGGCCCAGAGUACUUUAGGGCUGCUUUACUCUCUGUCAGCUCUAAAAGAUGUGGAAAAGGCCUUUUUCUGGCACUCGGAGGCAUGUCUCAAUGGAAAUCUGGAAUCCCAAGGAGCACUGGGUGUCAUGUAUCUCUAUGGACAAGGUGUCCGUCAAAACAUUCAGGCAGGCUUGGAGUGUUUGAAGAAAGCAGCAGAACGUGGAAACGUCUAUGCUCAAGGCCAUCUUGUGGAAUAUUAUUACAACAGAAAAUUCUACUCAACAGCUGUUUCAGUAGCCAAAAGGAUUCCAGAAAAUGUUAACAUUGCUGUAGUAGCAAAGAUAACUGAUUGUCUUCCCACGUACGUAGCCAAAGGGGCAGCUAUGGCUGCUUUCUACUUUGCUAGAUGUCUCCAGCUUGGCCUAGGCAUACAACAAGAUGAAGCUGCUGCUAAAAAAUACUAUUCUAGGGCAUGCCUUCUGGAUCCUGCUGUCGCUUCUGACCUUGAACUGAAAGCUAAUCUUGGGAAAAUUUAG
Tinamus guttatus (white-throated tinamou) is the source of this 861-nucleotide messenger RNA. RefSeq names its product LRP2 binding protein (gene LRP2BP). The record is from RefSeq and is a predicted model, not a curated record. Gene Ontology annotation, molecular function: protein binding. Lineage: Eukaryota; Metazoa; Chordata; Aves; Tinamiformes; Tinamidae.